UCAAAGAUUCCGUCGAAACGGUCCUGUGAUUGGUGAUCCGCUCGUUCCGCUUCCGCAUAUUCCGCUCCAUGGGACCGUACCCUAAGACGAUUUUAGGGACAUUCAGAGCACGUUAAAGAUGAUGUGGUUGGUUGACGCAAAUUACGUUUACACCGUAUGUAAAGCCACUCUGAGGGUGCAGUCCCAUAGAGCGUAUUACGCCUAAGCGGAACGAGCGUAUCACAAAUUACGGGACCGUUUCGACGGAAUUUUUGAAAGAGUUCUAUCAGAAUAAUCUCGUGUUGGUGUUCCGCUCGUUCUGCUUAUGCGUAAUACGUUCCAUGGGACUGCACCCUGAGGCUGAUGUCCCCUGGAGCGGAUUAUGCGGAGCGGAAUGAGGGUGCAGUCCCAUGGAGCGGAUUAUGCGGAAGCGGAACGAGCGGAUCACCAAUCACGGGAUUAUUCUGAUAGAACUCUUUUAAAGAUUCCGUCGAAACGGUCCUGUGAUCUCGUUCGCACAUGUGUACAAGUGCAAAAUCCACCUUUUGCACUUAUGCGCAUGCACGAGACCAUCUUUUGCACUUGUACGCAUGCGUGAACGAGAGAGAAAGGUAUUACCCAAAGCAUGCUAGCCUUUUCCCUCUGAAUCUUACCCCUACUCCCACAAUGCUCAGUCUAGAUAUAUUAUAGGCGAGUUUUUUAAUUUAUCGAUCAAUUGCAUUAUGCACAGAUGCUUUUCUCUGUAAAAACUUUUUUUGCGCAUCGUGCGAUUGAGUAAUCGAUGAGUUAAAAAACUCACCUUAUGUCUAUGGACGCGACAGACUCUUAUUGGGUGCGUUCCACUUAAAGCUUGCAACGACCGUGGAAUCAUUUUAUCCUUGUUGUUUAUCAAAUAUUAAACAAAGAUAAAUGACGCUCGCAAGCGUUGCGAGCGUUAAGUGGAACGCACCCAUUGUAGAUCCGCCCUAAUCCGCUUCAUAGGACCGCAACCCGAGUGGUUGCGCUGCUGGUUGCAAUGGCCGCAUUCAGCAAACUCAGCAGCUAAGUAGCAAUCGAACAUGAUUGGUUCUGACUUAUAGAACCAACAAAUCAACGGCAUUAUUCAACGGAAAAUCUAGUAAUGUUGCUCAACUACUGAGUCUGCUGAAUGCGGCCAAUGAGUCUUUAUUGCGAUUAGUUUUUGCUCUAGUUCUAUUAAAUAACUAAGACCAAGAACCAAUUGAAUUAAAAAAUCACUGCGCGGCAAACUGUAGAUGCAGACCAAUUGAGACAAAGGUUAAUAUGCGAUGUUCGAAGAUGUGGAUUUUUUAUUGUAUCUGCGCAUUUUACGGUAAAGAUAUCUGUCGUGAUGAAAAUUUAUAUUAAAAUUUACAAGGAAGUUGUAAAAAUUCUAAUAAUGUUUGCUUUAGUAAUGCUCACCAAUGGUACAUAUUACGUAUGUCCAUUAAAUGAUAUUUACGCAAGAAAAGGUAAUAAUUGCAUGUUGAAAAAUGCGCAGUUAAGAACAAAGGCAUGCAUAAUGGCUGUUAACGCAAAUAUCGAGCAUCUUUCUAAAAUUAAAAAAAAUUUAAACCAUAAUAUUCCUCGAGUAAAAUUACAAUCUAUAAAUCUUUGCAAGUAUAAAACACUUAGCCGACAAAAGCCUCGAAUAAUUAAAUCUGAGGUACUUAAAAAAGGCCAAAAAAUAAAAAUAAAAAAUAAAAGUAAAACUAAUCAGCAGGCGCAAGAAAAACUAAAGACUACAUCUGAAGAAUACAAUCUCUCUGAUAUGAUUCUUACAAAUGAUUUUUCAAAUGCUAUACUACAAAUAGACACUGUGAAUAAUGAUAGCUCGUCCACUGAUUUAUGUUUGAAUAUUCAAACAAGAAUAUUGGAAAAAUCUAAUACUCGAGAAACAUUAGAUACAUUGGUUGAGAGAUCAAAAACCAACACUGAUGAAGACAAUUAUAAGAUUCUUACAAAUGACUUUUCAAAUGCCGCAUUACAAACAGACACUGUAAAUAAUGAUAUCUGGUCCACUGAUUUAUGUUUUGAAAAUAUUGAAACAAGAGUAUUGGAAAGAUCUGAUAAUCAAGAAACAUUAAACAUGUCGGUUGAGAAAUCAAGAACCAAUACUGAUGAAGAUAAUUAUAUGAUUCUUACAAAUGACUUCUCAAAAAGUACACUACAAAUAGGCAUAAUGAAAAACAAUAGCUCGUCCACUGAUUUAUGUGUUGAAGAUAUUGAAGCAAUAAUAUUGGAGAAAUCUGAUACUCAAGAAACAUUAAAUAUGUUGGUUGAGAAAUCAAGAAAAAAUACUGAUGAAGAUAAUUAUAUGAUUCUUACAAAUGACUUCUCAAAAAGCACACUACAAAUAGGCACUAUGAAAAACAAUAGCUCGUCCACUGAUUUAUGUGUUGAAGAUACUGAAACAAUAAUAUUGGAAAAAUCUGAUACUCAAGAAACAUUAAAUAUGUUGGUUGAGAAAUCAAGAAAAAAUACUGAUGGAGAUAAUUCUUCUGAAUAUAUUCCUUCGUCUACAAGCGAGUCAUCAAUUUACUCAGAUACAGAAAAUGAUAAUACAAAGAAUAAUAGGAAAAAUGUCUCUGUAAAUAAAACUAAUACGUCUAGUGGUUUAGACAUAUCUAAUCUACAUUUGUCAGGAACAAAAAUGUGUGAUGAUGCUGAAAUGUAUGUCACAGAAUCGUCAGGAAAACAAACACAUUCCAAAAAAAAUUGUUGUUAUUACUGCAAAAAGCUACAAAGUAAGAUAGCACGUCACUUAGAAACUGUGCAUUCUAAUGAAAAAGAAGUUAAGAAAUUUAGUGUAUUACCUAAAGGAAACUACGAAAGAAAGAAAAUAAUAGAAACUCUUCGACGAAAUGGCAAUUUUCAGUUUAAUACUAAAAAAGAGAUAAACAAUGGAGAACUUAUCGUAUGUAGGCGACCAAACAAAGAAUGGCAUAGAACGGCUACUGAUUUUUUACCUUGUGGUAAGUGCAAAGGAUUUUUUUCAAAAACAUCUCUUCGACAUCAUUUUCGUCGUUGCACUGGACGUAAUAGCAAACAUAAUAAAUCAAUAACUGUAUUGGGUCGUACUAUUGUUGGAAGAACUCACGAACUAGCUAAUAAAAUUCUUAGAACAAUUGUCUUUCCCGUAUUACGAGACGACGAUGUGACUCGUGUAAUAAGGUACGAUCGGUUAAUAAUUCUAUAUGGAAAUAAACUUUGUUUGAAAUAUAGAUUGCAACACCAACACGACAUGAUAAGAUCUCGAUUACGGUUAUUAGGACGUUAUCUCAUAGCACUAAAAACAAAAGAUAAAAAUAUAACUGAUUUUGCCUCAUUAUAUGAUCCGAAAUUUUAUGAUGUCGCAAUUGCUGCUGUUAAUUCUGUUGCGGGUUUUGAUGAAUAUAAAAAUGUUUACAAAGUACCAUCUGUAGCAUUUAAUCUUGGGACGUAUAUAAAACAUGUCGGAGAAAUUCUUAUUAAUGAAUGUAUAAAAAAUCAUGAUCCUAUGAAAAUGGAACUGGCCGAAAAUUUCUUAAAACUAUUGAAACAAGACUAUGGAACAAGUGUUAAUAGAACAGUAUUAGAAACACAGAUGCAACAAAAACGACAAAAGAAGAUUAUACUUCCAUCGACAGAGGAUAUUAGAAAACUGGAUAAUUAUUUAACAGAAAAACGACAAGAAGCUUAUAACAAUUUGACGAAAGAAUAUUCAUAUAAAGAGUGGCUAUCUUUGCUGGAAACAACUCUCAUAUCGGUGCAAUUGUUUAAUCGUCGACGAGCUGGAGAGACUGAAAGAAUACAAAUAUCAGAAUUUCAAAAUUAUCACAGUAUUGAUGAAGAAACGAAUAAAGAUAUGUAUAAAUCAUUAUCAAUGGAAGCACGAAGAUUAGCAAAGAAAUAUGUCCGUUUUGUAAUACGUGGUAAACUUGGUCGUACUGUUCCUGUUUUAAUUCAUUCCGAACUACUAAAAUGCAUUAAUCUUAUAUUGGAUUACCGUUCACAUGCAAAAGUACCUCGUGAAAAUCCAUAUCUCUUUGGAAUACCAAGUUACGAUAAGAAGAGAUAUAAAUAUUUAAGGGCUUGCAAUUUAAUGCGGUCUUUUUCAGUAGCAUGCGGAGCAACCAUGUCACAUACAUUACGUGGAACACAAUUGAGAAAACACAUAGCAACUAAAUGUAUUUCUCUAAAUUUAUUAGAGUAUCAGGUGAAUGAUUUAUCAAAUCAUUUGGGACAUUCAGAUAAAAUACACAAAGAGCAUUACAGAUUACCUAUUGCUAGUCGAGACAUUUUACAAGUAUCAAAACUUUUGGAAUAUGCGCAAGGUGAAGAAAAAAAUAACAAUGAGGACGAAAGUACUGAUGACGAUGAUGAAUCUGAUGUAUUGCUCAAAAGAGAUUCAUGUAAUGAUGAAAACCGAUCAUUCUCUUCUGAUGAAUAUCAGAUGAACAUACCAUUAUCCAGUAAAAAUCAAAAUUUAUUUAAGGAUUGUGAAGAUAAUCUAAAAGAAAAACACUGCAAGAGUGUAGGCAGACAUUCAACAAAGGAUAAACCUAUAAAAAUAAAACGCCGUUCGACAUCUCCCUAUGGUCCUACAAAACGAAUUCGUUGGAAUGAAGAGGAAAAAAAUGCUGUUACAUCUGCAUUUGGAACAUAUAUUGACUCUACGAAAUUGCCUUCUUUGCAAGAGAUUAACAAGGUUAUAGAAAACUCUCCAUGUUUAAAAAGUCGUACAGCACCGCAAAUAAAAACAUGGCUGCAUAAUCAACGAAAAUCUCGAAUGCAAAAUAAAUAAGUUUAGUUGAGAUGUUUAUCUAAUGAGAUUAAUAAUUAUCCGUAUACUUUUAUUAUUUUUAUAAAUAGUACCUGUUACAACGCAAUUUAAUGCAAAUUUAAUGUUUAUUUUUAUCGCAAAUUAGUCUUGCGAUUUUUGGUUUAUAAGUACCUAAUAUAACUUUUAAAGCAUGUCAUUAAUAUGUCAAAUAAUUUUGUCUUCACAAAGAUAUCUUUUAUAUUGUGAUGUAAUUUAUACAGGCUUUUAUUUUCUUUUGUAAUGAUUAUAAUUUAAAAAAAAAUAUAUAUUUUUCAAGUACUUAUUUCGUAUAAUAUUUAAAAACAAACUAAUGUUAUUAACGAUAAAAAUGUUUUUAUAAAAGAUAUCUCGUGAUUUAAUUCAGAGAUUUAGGAUGUAUUUCACACGUGCGUAUGAUGCAUGAUGCAUCACGUGUAUAAUGUAUGAAAUGGGACGCAUCUCUACAUUUAUGAUUGUAAAUGGUACGGUUAUUCUUACAGUUUUUCAUACAUAAUUCUUAUAACUUUAAAAACAGGCAGUUAUUAACGAUAUGUCAAAUAUUUUUGUUUUUAUGAAAAAUAUGCUACAUUGUGAUGUAAUUUGGAAACUUAUAAUUAUAUUUAUUUUAUAAGCGAUAAAAGAGACUGUUUAUAACGAGACUGUUUAUAAUUUUGAAAUAAAGAUUUCAAAAUUUCUAAUUAUGUUAAGGAAAUAUAAAGAAAAAACUGCCAAAAAAAUUAUUUUUUAUUAAAUAAGAUAACUACAUUAAUAGCGCUAAAAUUUUGUAAUAUAUUGUGCGUGUGAUUGGUGCAGAUAUUUUAACUUUGCAGGAUUUUAAAGUUUUUGUCUUUUGCACUUAAAAAAAAAAA
Messenger RNA from Monomorium pharaonis (pharaoh ant), 5628 nucleotides. RefSeq lists its product as uncharacterized. Bases 1328 to 4762 code for a protein of 1144 amino acids. The transcript is spliced from 11 exons. Lineage: Eukaryota; Metazoa; Arthropoda; Insecta; Hymenoptera; Formicidae. The record is from RefSeq and is a predicted model, not a curated record.